Molecule: messenger RNA, 2471 nt
Organism: Limulus polyphemus (Atlantic horseshoe crab)
Lineage: Eukaryota; Metazoa; Arthropoda; Merostomata; Xiphosura; Limulidae
Product: prenylated Rab acceptor protein 1-like
Exons: 6
Coding region: 124-693 (189 amino acids)
Cellular component (GO): Golgi apparatus
Source: RefSeq, a predicted model, not a curated record
AAGCUAAAUCCACAUCAACAGCUUGAUGAAAAGGCAAACGUAUUGUGUUUAUUUAUAAGUGAGAAAGAAAUUUGACCAAACGAGGGAAAGUUAGUUUGCAUUAAAAACUGUAUAUAUAUCUUUAUGGACAGUAAGCCACAAGAAGCAGAAGUCAUUUUGUCUAAAUCUCAGGACAGUGAUAGUGAAUCUCCUAUGAAGAAGGGUAUGGCCCUAAGCUCUAGUUCCCGGGAAUGGCUGCAAAAAACACGAGAAAACAUUCAACCAUGGAAUUCCUUCUUCGAUAUGCGGAAGCUCAAGAUGCCUUCAUCCAUGUCUCAGAGCACCAAAAGAGUUGUGAAAAAUAUUGAACAAUUCCAGAGCAACUAUUUUUUUGUGUUUAUUGUGCUUAUUUUAUACUGCCUCCUAACUUCUCCACUGCUACUGAUCGCUGUUGCAGUGAGUCUUGGUGCUUGUUAUAUUAUCAGUUUGAGAAAUGCAGAGCACAGAUUUCAUAUUUUUGGCCAUGAGUUGACUCUUGCUCAACAGUAUGGAAUUGUGUCUGUGAUUUCAUUUCCUUUGUUCUACAUGGCUGGUGCGGGCUCAGCAGUCUUUUGGGUUUUAGGUGCUUCCUUCUUUUUCAUAAUGCUGCAUGCUAUCUUCUAUUCCGUUGAGAGGAACGAAGAAGUUUUUGACUUGCAGAUAGAAACUGUUUAAAGUGAGAAACGUAAAUUUUGCAUGAAAUUUAAUCACCAAAGCACUUUUGUGUGUUACAUCAGAGAGGCUCACGUGUUGAUGUUAUUAUUAAUAGUCUUCCCAUAAUAUAGCAGUUAUUAUAACACAGUUAUCAGCUGCAGUCUCCCACAAGGUUAAAUAGUGCUGUAACGGUAAAAAAGUGGGUAAACUAACCUUUUUAAUGGUUUAAGUUUAGUAUUGGCAAUGGUAUAGUAGGCACCAAGGGUGAAAUCACUACACUAGUAAUUCCAAUUGUCUCAAUCAUUCAUAAUUUUGAUGACAGAAGUGAUAGAAGUAUGUUUUUGUCUUGUGAUUAAACAUAGAUCACAUGCCUUUUCUUCCCUGUAUGUGUUAUUUUGUUACAAAUGUUUAGAUGUUUUAUAACAGUCAGAAAUUACUUCAGGUUUAAAGAACUGGUCCCAAUAAUAUAAUAGAGUGGUGGUUCUCAAUCUGUGGGCUCCCUUCAGGUGGUCUGUAAUUAAAGAAAGUAAGCAGCAGAAUAGUGUAUAGAUCUCUCUCUGUGAUUUGCCGUGAUAAAAGAAAAUUCAGGUGGUCAUUGAACAGAACCACUGCAUACACAAGGAUUUCAUCACAUUUAUUUUUUCUUAAAUUAUAAAACAAAAAGAUAUAAUUGGCACACAUAUAUAUAUAUUUUAAUUUGUUUUAAAUUUUUUCCACAAUAUUUUAACAUGCAUAAAUAAGACUAAAGCAUAUUCAUUUUUCUCCCUUAAAAACUUAUGUUUCUGCCUGUUUUUGUUUUCUUGAUGUGAUGAACUGUCACUUAAGUGUCAAACUACUCAGUUGAGUACUAAAAGAGUAAUAGUUCCAUUUAUUAUUUGCUGAUGUGUUGCUCUAGUCUGUGAACGAAAAAACAAGUCAGUUAUUCAGAUUAACACACUACUGUUUAAAAGUACAUGAUAAUGCUGUACAAUCAAAGCUUAAUAGUUCUCUGUUAAAUACACUGUUGACUUUAGAAAUGCUGUUAAGUCAGAUGUUUUUUCUUUAUGUGUGUGUGUGAUUCAUUCACUGGUAUUUGCAUAAAGAAUUUUGCUGUCUAAAGUAAUAGUUAACACACUGGAAGUAGCAUAUCAAAAUCUCACCUUUUUUUUUCAAACCUCUUGUAGGAUUAUAUUUAGUUUGUUCAUCCACACUUGUUUGCAGUGUAUUAAUUUCUAAAGGUUUGGGUAAAAUUUGUGAUAUUUUAAAUGAAUUAUAUCACGAUGUAAUUGAAACUAUUCUACAAUUGGUUUAAAAGUAUUCUUUUUAUUGUUCAUUUUUAAUGUCUGAAAAAUUUUUUAGGAAUAAAAUUUUAUUUCUCUGAGAUUAAUAAAGUUCUUUACACUGAUAAUGAUAAUCUGUAAUUUUCUUUAUAAGAUCAGUUACGUAUCCUCCAAAGAAGUCCAGUCUAGUUCUGUUAUUUAAUUUUUGACAUGUUGAUAAUUAUUUUAUACUUUUGCAGCCAGUGAAUUUUAAUUUAAAUUGUUUUUGUAUUUAUUGUCCAAUAAAAGAUAGACCAAAAAAUGCAGAAGAUAAAAGCCCGAAACUGUAAAGUAUAUGUGAUAAUAACGAUGUGGGAGAGCAUGUAAGACCAUUUGAAAUAUAAUUAUAAAUAAUCUGUGUGAAUGUAGAAAAAAACAAAUAUUAAUGACCUUGUCUCAUAAAUUAUAUAUUCUUUGUAGAUGAUAUUAAAGUCAUUGGAGAAUAUAUUUUGAUCCAAGAUUCAUUUUACAUCACAGAUGUUAAAUACUUUUGUUCAUUGU